This is a messenger RNA of Mytilinidion resinicola, 2691 nucleotides long. RefSeq lists its product as uncharacterized. NCBI's taxonomy places the organism in Eukaryota, Fungi, Ascomycota, Dothideomycetes, Mytilinidiales, Mytilinidiaceae. Gene Ontology annotation, molecular function: protein binding. The record is from RefSeq and is a predicted model, not a curated record. The coding region runs from base 328 to 2445 and encodes 705 amino acids. The transcript has a single exon.
GGGGAAGAGACUGCCGAACCUGAUACACGCAUUGGUCCAACAAUCCGACAUGUGGAGGUCGCCGUCGACAGUGCAACCCAUCUGACAAAGCUGCUGGAGAGACCGGGGUCACGCCCUUCGGAUACUUGGGCUUAUUUCCUCGAGAACUUCUUCCAAGGCUCCCCUGCUCUGGUCGAUCCACAUCCGAAGGAUGUCCACUUACUGGCUGGCGGUAAGGUCUUUCGGCAACUCCUAAAAGCUCUCAUCACGGAGUGGUGCUCGGCCCCUUGGUCUAGUAGAUGCCCACCGCCUCUCGCCGUAAUCCGGAAAUUCGAGGAGGUGGGAAUCAUGCGCAACGAAUUCUGGCCAGCCUCAUUGUGGCCGCUUGUUUCUCAUACGCUCGGACAAUCAACCGUGGGCACUGCUGUUGAGGACCAGCCAAUUAUUCUGGGCCAACUCGUGGACCUUUGGCGCGAAUUCUUUAUGAAGUUCAGUUCUAAAAGCCCGGAGCUAGUCUCAAUAGCGGAAAGGGAACAGUUCAGACCUGGUCAGCAUGUGUCCAACACACUCGACCCUUCGCAACUACCAGCAGUUCCCCGGCACUCCAACCAGUGGUCCUGUCUACCACAUCUCUCACAACUCGACAGGGUCACUACAGGAAGUCACCUGAGUCCAAAAUUCGAAGAACGCCUCGACAAGUUUGUAACUAAAUACGACAUGACUCCAGCUAUCGGUCUCCCUAUUUUAAUUACUUUUCUCUUUUUCACUCGCAGAGAAUACGCUGCCGGCAUUCCCCAAAGCCUCCGGACAGAAGCUUUUCCGUUCGUGCGGUUUGUAGCGCAUAUCAUACCCGGGGCCAAUAUGGCGCGAUUCUCCCAAGAAAUCAGGAACAUGAAAGACGCCGAUAUACUUUCUCAAGAGUCUACAGACUUUCUGCAAGAAGCAGUUGAGUCCAUUCCUACUCGAGCUCUAAAAGUGAUUGGCGCAAAGCGAUUUGCCUCGGCAAUGCCAACAACACAAGACCCUCGCGUGGCGGAGGAGUUGAUGGAUUUUUUGAUAAAGCGACUAGCGAGAGCAUUUGAAAGACAAGAUAUGAGAAUUAUCAUCAAUCUUUGGGAGGAAGCUCGUUCGGUCUUCGCCGUCCCCAACUCCAAGAGAGGAUUCCUUAUUCCCAGCAAAAUCUAUGAUGCUCUGUUGUCCGGCCUCAUGGAAAUUAAGAGAGCCGACCUCGCUAUGGCGGCCUGGAACGAAAUGAUCUCUAACGGGACAAAACCAACCGUAAUUACGUGGACUGCCAUGCUUGCGGGGUGUCAAAAGGGUAGGGAUUUGAAUGGCCUCGAGCAAAUUUGGGCACGCAUGAUUGCUUCUGGUGUUCAGCCUGACAAUGCUGCUUGGAACGCGCGCCUCUUUGGGUUGAUCUCCAUGGGGGCACGUGAUGAAGGUCUGACUGCGUUGAGCGAAAUGGGCAAAGCAUGGAAGGACGCGCAGAAUGUUGGGAAACCAACGAAAACAAAGAGCAAAAUCAAAGGCGCUGAAAAACGUGCGAAUCCACCCAAGCCAGAUACUGCGAGUAUUAACGCGGUGUUGACUGCUUUGGCACAUCUACCAGUACCGCCCAAGCGGAAAAGAGAUGCGAUGGAAACGGUUCUCAGAUGGGCCUCAUCGUUUGAAAUUAAAGCUGACAAUAUCACUUAUAAUGUCCUCCUUCGCCAGGCAUUGCAGGAAGGCAAUGCAAGCAUGGUCUCGAAGAUUAUUGCUUCUAUGAAGGCUGACCAGAUUGCCCCCGACAUUGCCACAUACACUAUCCUCAUAAACGACACAUUGAAAACCACGCGUGGCGACCUCUCGGAAGAUGAACAACGACAAUCCAUGAUCGACUUCCUAGAGAACAUCGAAGCUAACGGUCUCACGCCAAAUACGGUCCUCUAUUCCACCAUCAUCGAUCAACUGUUGAAGAGGCACAGCAAUGUCAUUGCCUCCCGGGCAGUCCUGGAUCACAUGGCUCAGCGAUCCAUAAUUCCAUCUGCGCAAAUAUAUACCAGUCUCAUCACCCACUACUUCGAUCAGGACCCUCCUGCCAUCGAAGCAGUGGACUCCUUAUGGAACACAAUCAUCAACACUCCAGGCAGCAUCACGGACAGGACCUUGUACGAUCGCAUGAUCGAAGGCUACGCUCGUUGCGAUGAGAUCGGCAAGAUGAUUACCGUGCUGACGAGGAUGUCCAGGGAAGGGAAGAACCCAUCGUGGAGCGCUCUCAUGUCCAUUGUUACGGCGUUAACUCGAGCUGGCGAUUGGGAGCGAGCUCGCCAGAUCGUGUCGGAUGUUAAGAACGGAGUGGGAUUUGCAAAGGAUGGAGUCAGCAGGAGAGGGCAGACUCACGGGCGAGCCGAAGUCAAUUUCUGGGAACUCGUGAACAACUUGGGGCUAGGCGAUGACUUGGAGAUUUCAUCCAGCACUGGAUACUAAAUUUUGCUUCUAGCAUGCGAUAUAGCCUGAACUAUCUUGUACAUGUAUUAGCCGUGGAGCUGACGGCGUGCAUACGAACUCUUUACGGGAUGGAGAUUAAAAUGUAUAUAAAUUUCCUGGUACGCCUUCCCGUUACCAUGCUGUGUUUAAGGUCUACCUCAACUAUACCAUCUUCUUAUAUAACCCCAAUCCUUUGUACUAUUCUUACUCAAGUUAUCUUAAAAAAGAUCACAUCGCGAAAUAGAU